Messenger RNA from Hypoxylon fragiforme, 563 nucleotides. RefSeq lists its product as uncharacterized. The transcript has a single exon. Bases 214 to 423 code for a protein of 69 amino acids. NCBI's taxonomy places the organism in Eukaryota, Fungi, Ascomycota, Sordariomycetes, Xylariales, Hypoxylaceae. The record is from RefSeq and is a predicted model, not a curated record.
CUUGCAUUGAAGCGACUGACAUACAUGCAUACAUACAUACAUACUUACAUAUCGUGAUAAGUAACAGGUUGUAGGUGAAAGAAAAAAAAACAUUCAUAUGGAAGCAAGAAGACUGCAUUUGAAGAUUCGCUGAAGACAUGGAUUGUAUUCACCUAACAUACCUAGGUUAGUAAUAUUCAGUACAUCCUGUGGUAGACUGCUAGGUCUUCGUUCAUGUCCCGUAUGAUACUCGGAUCAUACACAGGGAUGUGGGCGUGGGUGUGGGUAAUAGCACGGCUACCAUUACGGCAACUUGUCUCGAUACAGGAUGGAUAUGAGCUGCGUAAUCCUCAGCAUACGCAGUCAAAACUUUUGAUGCUAGAGCUUGUGUCAUUUGUGUCGUUUGUAUCAUUUGUAUCAUUUGUAUCGUAUGGGCGGCUUUGAAGGUUGUGAGUACAUCAUUAACAAUGUGCACUGCAUCAGUGCAUACCUAGGUAGUUACAACUUGAAGACUUGAAAAAAGGAAGAUGAGGGAGGAGGGCGCGUUGAGGCUUGGUCUCGGAGUGAAUUGUGGAAACAAGGAG